This is a messenger RNA of Coregonus clupeaformis (lake whitefish), 2286 nucleotides long. Its product is annotated as pro-interleukin-16-like. Lineage: Eukaryota; Metazoa; Chordata; Actinopteri; Salmoniformes; Salmonidae. Gene Ontology annotation, biological process: induction of positive chemotaxis; leukocyte chemotaxis. The coding region runs from base 1 to 1842 and encodes 613 amino acids. Gene Ontology annotation, molecular function: CD4 receptor binding; cytokine activity. The record is from RefSeq and is a predicted model, not a curated record. The transcript is spliced from 7 exons.
AUGGGGAACACGGCUCAGGAAAAAGAGAAACGGACUGAUGUUGAAGGAAAAAGACACAAGAAAAAAGAGGCGGAGAAGCAAGGGAGAGAAAACGCUGAAGUCUCUCUCCCCCAGCACAGCCAAUCAGUGACACGCACCAGGGAUUCUCAGCCUAUCACAACGCCCGGAGUAGGGGUCACCACGGGGUCAAACUCCCGUCUGACCAAUCAGCUUAAUGGGAAAACGGACACAUAUGACAGGAGCAAGACCCCUGCUAGAGGCAUGGUCAGGGAAGUGAGCCUGUCAGAAGAUGUGUUUGAAGCCAACACCCCAGAGAGGAUACAUUUACAGAACACUGAAAAUACCAAGUUACCUGGGAAACUGGUAGCGCCCUCUGCAGCCAGUGUGAGGAAUAAGAUCCACCAGUUUGAAGCUCUGACACAGACAUCUCAGGUCCCAGUGCCCAACUACCUGAAGCCCAGACGGGCUUUCUCUGUCCCGGAGCAGCUCAGUGAGGCUAGAGAGGCGGUCAAACUCCCCUUCCACCCCCAGAACUCCCCCUUCCACCCCCAGAACUCCCCCUUCCAACCCCAGAACUCCCCCUUCCACCCCCAGAACUCCCCCUUCCACCCCCAGAACACCUCCCCACACCUCCCAACUACUUCCCUGCAGCCGAAACACCAACAAGGUGUAGAUUCAGGCCUGGCUGCCCUAAAGCACCCUCCAGUCUCUACACACACAGCCCAGGGUAGGGUCACUACUGACCCUGAUAUCCCAGUCUCACAUUCUGGCCUGGGGAGGGAUUCCCUGUCUCUCCCCCUGUCCCUUCCCCUCACCUCCUCCUCCUCCCCCAGCAGCCUCCCCCUCCUCCCCACUCUGGCUCGAUGGAACUCAGAGGAGGGGGGGUGGAGUGAUGAGGAGGAUACUGAUGAUGAAGGUACGGAGAAGGACGAGGACUCCAACUACGACUCAGACUCUGCUGAAUCCUCGGUGACCAUCACCAGUACCAUGAGCCAAUCACAUCGCAGGAGCUUCUCUCUCAGUCUGGCAGAGCUGUGUAACUUCGGAGAGGUAGACUAUGAUCCCCAGUCUUCCUCUGACAGUGAGGAGUGGCUGUCCAGCCGGUCAGCCAGCCUGUCGUCUGACGUGUCGGCCCUAUCCUGUGUGUCUGUCCUGGGCAGUGAUGAGCUGGACCGCCUGCUGGACGACGUAAAGGGCCUGGGGGACACAACCCUGCAGAAUUAUGAGGAUGUCCAGGUGGUGGUUCUCCAUAAGGAAGUUGGUGUGGGACUAGGCUUCACCAUGGCAGGAGGAGUGGACCAGAACAAACCUGUCAUUGUCCAUAAGGUGUUCCCGGCGGGGGUGGCGGCUGAGGAGGGAUCCAUCCAGGAGGGAGACAAGGUCCUGUCAAUCAAUGGCACAGCGCUGUGUGGCUCUUCCCACAGCGAGGUGCUGAGGACACUAAGGAGGGCGCGGACUCAGGGGAUGGGUGUGGUUGUCUUGAGGAGAGGGGGGGUAACAGACCCCUGUAAGGGAGGAACAGUGACAGACAGUCGGGGAGGGACACAGACAGAGCCUACUAACACAGGUCAGAGGGUGUGUGUGAGGCUGGAGAAGCGCAGCAGAGACCUGGGCUUCAGUCUGGAGGGAGGAGUGGGUUCCAGCCUGGGAGACAAACCCCUCACCGUACAGAAACUCUUCCUGGGUGGUCCAGUGAACCAGGUGUCUCCAGGGGACGAGGUGUUGGAGAUCGAGGGUGUGAGCUUGGUGGGCCUGAGGAGACUGGAGGCCUGGACCUUGAUCAGAACACUGCCCCCUGGGCCUGUGGAUGUGGUACUACACCGUCCUCACAAACCACAGUGACAGGAAUGAACAUUGAUAUGCACCCUCAAUAUGCUUAUAACAAAGCACUGAAGAAUUGUACUCCUAUGAGGUUGAAGUGAGGGUUGCCAAUCUGAUUUUGGGUCUGUGGUUCGGGUCAACUUCUACCUCAAGUGAGAGGGAUGAUAUCUAUCGCACCAGUCAUACGAUAACAAAGCACUGAAGAGAUCAGUGCACAUUGAGGAGAGGACCUGUAUAUAGGGUCAACCCGGGGUAUGAAGAGGGAGAAAGAGAUCAAUACAUAGGUCAUUUAUUUAAUUUUGUAGAGAUAUGUUGUAUGUUUCUUUAAUACCUAGUCUGCUCAUUGUUUUAUAUGAUGAAAUGUAAGGAGUUUUGUAUAUGGCUGUUGUAAUAUAUAUUGUGACUAGAAAGUUAAUAACCGUCCUCCGUCUACUUGCUGUUAAUAAAUCCUACAAUAACCCCAUG